Molecule: messenger RNA, 13429 nt
Organism: Morus notabilis
Lineage: Eukaryota; Viridiplantae; Streptophyta; Magnoliopsida; Rosales; Moraceae
Product: titin
Exons: 21
Coding region: 182-13261 (4359 amino acids)
Source: RefSeq, a predicted model, not a curated record
GUUUCACUGGUUGAACUUCAAAAAAGUUUUAACAAGAUAUUUCAGCUAGCUCAAAGUUCAAACAAAUUCUCAGGCUCAGCUUUCAAAAGGGUUGCAGAGUUUGAAUUCAGAAACACAAAGCCAUUAUGCUAGUUUUGUAGUUCUCGGAUCAAAUCAAAGUCGAGUUUUUUCAUGCAUAUGAAUGGCAACCCAAGCUGAUAUUCCAGAAGUCAUAUUGCAUAAGAAACUAGAAGUGGAAGACACAAGCUUAACAACUGGACAGUUUGAGAAGACUGUCAAUGAAUGUUUCCUCGUGGAAGUGAAGAAAUAUGAAAGUCAGCUAAUCGAAUGUCCAGAAACUCAAGAAUGCCAGGCAGAAUCAGAGAAUAAGCAAGUAGAAUGUAGCACUCAGGUUGAAAUCACGAACAAUCCCGUCAAUGGCAACUCUGGGACCUUAGAGGGUGGAAGUUUUUUGGCAUCACCCUCAGGUCCCACUAUUUCCAGUAAAGAGGCCGGUGGACAAGUUGACGAACUCAGUUCGUCAGAAAUAGAGACAAAGCAUCUUGAGCAAGGCCAAAAGUUUGAGGUUGCAGAGGGAACAGCAAGAGAAGAUGAAGUAAUUGAAGAGAAAACGCAAAAAGCGGAUCAGGUUGACGAAAAACUUGGUCAAAAUGUGGAAGCGAUCUUGAAUCAGCAGGAUUCAGUUGAUAAAGGUUCAGGAAGUACUGAAAAGGAGAUAAAAGACUCGGAGAAAGAUGAGAGAGAAGGAGAAAAGGAAGACGGCCAUGCUGAGUUAUCAAGUAAAGAAAAUCCCCGCAUACCAGAGGUUACCUUGGAUCAUAAGGAUGUUCAAUCUGUUGUAGAGACUUGUCCCGAAGAGGAAAAUGUGGACAAUGCCUUGAGUACAGAAGCCGCACUCCUUAAAAAGGAAUGUACAGAAGAAAGAAGCUUCGAAGAAAUUAAGGAAGAAGACCAAUGCGUUGGCUUGGAUGAUGAUGUCGGAGAUAACUGCUUCUCAACCAAAGCUUUAAGUCGCGAAGAAAGUCAGAAUAAUGAAACUGGCGAAUCUGUGAAGGAUGAGGUUGAAAGGGCAACUGUGACGGAUGAACUGGGUGAUCAAGAAGCUGGAAUUGCAGAAAAGGAGAGACAUGAAGAGGUCCUUGGUCCUGCAUACAGCCAAGAUGCUGAUGAAUUGAACAGGCAAGAGAAAGAUGAAGCUUCAAUCGAAAAUGAACUGCAAGAUAAGGACAGUUCAGCUACACUCAUUGUUGCAAAGUCUGAAGAGGUGCCCUCACAAGAAAAAGACAAUCCAGAGAUACUAAAAGGAAGCUCCGAAAUCGGGUCGGAGAACAUUGCCAAAGAGAGCCUGAUAGAGGUUACAAAACAAACUGAAAUCUUCGAGGAAAAUGCUCAAGUGAAAGGCGCAGCAAGUGGAGAUACCAAUAGUAAUGAAAAUUAUGAACAAGAGCCUGAAAUUUCAUCCAGGAAACCCGAUGAAGAGAUUCGUGGAAAAGAUGAGGGGCAGGAUGUAACUGAGGCAGCAGUAGACGAGGCAAAAAAGACUGAAGGAUCCAGUCUUGUGGCUGCUGAAGACAUAACUACUGACAAACUUAUCCAAGAAGAAGAACUUACAGAAGCAGAAUCUACAAAGCAUGAGAAUCACCCUGAUGAUAAUUUGUUGCCGCAAAAAGAAACAGAAGAGGAGAAGUUUGAAGAGCACUUCAAUGUCGUCUCUGAGGAAAUUAAGAGUGUAGCCUUAAGGGAAGAUGCUACAACAGUCACCCCUAUCAAUGAAGAGGGAGAAAACAAAAGCCUUGAAGAAAGCUUCAAGGAAAGCAACGAGAUUACGAAUCUCCCAUUAACUGAUGAGAAGGCUGAGAGUACAGAAGGUGAAGUUCAAGAUAAUGAUGCCAACAACUCAAGUGACACUCACUUAUUGGUUGAGCAAGCGGAAGUAACAGACGAAAAGAUUGAUGAAGUUUCAGAACUGGAAUCUCAUGAAAAAGAUCAAACAUCAGAUGAAGCAUCGGUAAGAGAGGAAACGCAUGGUGAAGCUGAAUCUGAAGGAUACCAAAUCACAGAGAAAGCAUUUGUCCUCUCAACUGAAGAAGUAGCACCAACAGAAAUAAUCGUGAAGGCAUGCGAAAACACUGGGGAAACCGAGCAGGAUUGUGGAGUGAGCUCUAAAGAAAGCUUAGUGGCCCAGGAUGCUGGAGGGAACGAAUUAGAAAAGAUAAAAAAGGAGGCGGAAGUUACUGACUUGGACGUGCAGAAAUUUACAUCAACUCAAGAAUCUGAAGAAAGUUCGGCGUUAGAUGAUAUCCCCGCUAAAGUUGACAAUACUGUUGGCAAAAUAACCGAGGAAGCUUCAAAGCCAACAGGUGAAGACGAGAGUCAUAAACAAGAAGGCACAGCAGCAGAUUUCAACAAAGGACAAAUCAGUGAAAGAGAUGUUGCAAUUUCUACAUCCGAAUCAAUACAAGAAGAAACAAGUAAGAGUUCUGAAGACAAUGUAAAGGAUGCAGAAAAGUUAAAUGAAGAAGAAAGCCCUGCAGAGAUCAUAAAGGAAGGCAACAUAAAUGACCUCUCAUUGGAGAACAUUCAAGAAUAUGUAACAGAAACGUUAAAACAUCCUGAACGUGAAGCGGAAAAGUCCAAAGAGGUCCUUGAAGAGUUAGAAACAGUGGGAGCAAGUGAGACAAAUAAGGAUAUUGAAAGGACUUUUGAUGGUUCAUCAGUGAAGCAAGAAGAGGGUCAACACGAAGAAGGCAAAUACCUAGAUCGAGCUGAAGCUUCAAUAGAGGAGAGUAAAGUUGUAAUUGCAGAGGAAGAAGCCUUGGAGUCAAAAGGUGAAGAUGAGGAUCGUACACAAGAAAGCACCGAAGGAAAUGCCGAUGAAGAACAAAUCAUUGAAAGAGAUGUUACAUUUUCUACACCGGAACUAGUUCAAGAAGAAAAAAGUAGCUCUCAAGACAACAUAAAGGAUUCAGAGAACUUUUAUGAAGAUGAAAGCACUGUAGAGAGCAUAAAGGAAGGCGACUUAGAUGACCUCACACCAGAGAAUACCCAAAAAGAUGCAACCAAAACAUUAGAAGAUCGUGAGAAUGAAGCAGAAAACUUCAAAGAAGAGAUUGUUGAAGAGUUAGCAUCAGGCAGAGCAUGUGAGAGCAUUCGAUGUGAGACGAAUAAAGAUGUCAAAAGCUUUGUUGAUGCUUCAUCAGUGAAUCAAGAAGAAAUUAAGGACCAAGACCAAGAAGACCCAAUCAAAUCUUUAACAGAGGAGAAUAAAGUUGAAAUUUCCGAGGAAGAAGCCUUGAGGUCAAAACGUGAAGAUGAGAGUCAUAGACAAGAAGCAGAAUCCGACAAAGAACAAAUCAUUGAAGGAGAUGUUACAUUUUCUGCGGCUGAAUCAGUUCAAGAAGAAACAAUUUCCUCUCAUCAUAACGUAAAUGAUGCAGUUGAAAGCAUUGUGGAUAGCAUACCAGAGAAUAACCAAGAAGAUGAAACUAAAAAAUUAAACGAUCAUGAAAAUGAAGAAAGUUUCAAAGAAGAGGUUGUUCAAGAAACAGAAACAGCUGCACCAAGUGAGAGCAUUUCAUUUGAGACAAAUAAGGAUGGUGAAAAGUUUGUUGACGCUUCAUCAAUUAAGCAAGAGGAAGAUCAGCAAGAAGGUAAGUACCAAGAUCCAAGCGGAGCUUCAAUAGAGGAGAAUAAAGUUGAAACUCCCAACGAAGAAACCUCGAAGUCAAAAGGAGACGAUGAGAGUCACAGACAAGAAAGCACAAUAACAGAUUUCAACAAAGAACAAAUUGUUGGUGAAGAAGAUACAUUUUCUACUCCUGCAGCAAUCCAACAAGAAACAAGUAAGAGCUCUCAAGAUAACAUUGAGGAUGCAGAAAAAAUUAAUAAAGAACACCCUGCGGAGAUCACAAAGGAAGACAACAUAAAUGACAUCUCACUGGAGAAUAUCCAAGAAGGUGCGAUUAAAGUGUUAAAAGACAGUGAAAAUGAAGUAGAAAAGUCCAAACAAGAGGUUGUUGAAGGGUUAGAAUCAGCCAGACCAGGUGAGAGCAUUCCAUGCGAGACAAAUAAGGAUGUUGAAAGGUCUGAAGAUGCUUCAUCAGUGAAGCAAGAGGAAGGACAACAGGAAGAAGGUAAGUACCUAGAUCCAACUGAAGCUUCAAUAGAGGAGAGUAAACCCGAGGACGAAGCCUUAAAGCCACGAGGUGACGACGAGAGUCGCAAACAAGAAAGCACAGGAGCAGAUUUUCAUAAAGAAGAAAUUGUUGAAAGAGAAGUUACAUUUUGUACGCCAGAAUCAAUCCAAGAAGAAACAAGCAAGGCCUCUCAAGAUGAUGCAAAUGAUGAAGAAAAGAUCACCGAGAUCACAAAGAUUAGCGAGAUAAAUGACCUCUCACAGGAGGAUAUACAAGAAGAUGUGAUUGAAACAUCGAAAGAUCAUGAGAAUGAAGCAGAAAAGUCGAAGGAAGAGUUUGUUGAAGAGUUAGAAACAGCUGGAGCAAGUGAGAGUAUUCCAUGUGAGAAGAAUAAGGAUGUUGAGAGCUCUUUCGAUGCUCCAUCGGUGAAGCAAGAGGAAAGUCAGAAGGAAGAAGGUAAGUCCAGAGAUCCAAAUGGUGCUCCAACAGAGGAAAAUAAAGUUGAAAUUUUUGAGAAAGAAGCCCUGAAACCGAGAGGUGAAGAUGAGUGUCACGAACAAAUCGUUGGAGAAGAAGUUGCAUUUUCUGCACCAGAACCAAUUCAAGAAGAAACUAGUAAGACAUCUCAAGAUAACAUAAAGGAAGCACAAAAAAUAAAUGAAGAAAGUACUGCAGAGAUCACAAAGGAAGGCAAUAUAAAUGACCUCUCACAGGAGAAUAUCCAGGAAGAUGUAAUUGAAGUGUUAGAAGACCAUGAAAAUGAAGUAGAAAAGUCCAAAAAAGAGGUUGUUCAGGAGUUAGAAACAGCUGGACCAAGUGAGAGCAUACCAUCUGAGACACAUAAGGAUGUUGAAGGUUCUGUUGAUGCUUCAUUGGUGAAGCAAGAAGAAAGUCGGCAUGAAGAAGGUAAGUACCGAGAUCAAAUUGAUGUCUCGAUAGAAGAGAACAAACUUGAGGAUAAAUUUUCUACCGAAUUAGUGAAAAAUGAUGAUGACAACAAAGUGAUAGCUACAGAAAGAGAAAUAGAGCUGGCAACAAAAGGCGAAGAAGAUCAACAACAGGCCACACAGAAAGACGAACCUGAAGAGAAGCUUGAAGAUUUACUUCAUGUGACUCUUAAAGAGACCGAUACUGAGAAUUUGAGCGAAAUGGAUAGAGAACUUGCUUGCGCAGAAGUGGAAAAAGUUAUUCAGAACCUUAACGAAAACUCAAAGACAAAAAAAGAUGGAGAAAAACCAAAGAUUACGGAUGACACAAAUGAUUCAGAAAAGGAGAUACCUAAAGAAUUGGAAACAACAGAAGCAGGUGAGAGACUUCCAUAUGAGAUAAAUGAGGAUGCCGAAAGUUCAGUUGAUGCUUUAUCAUUGAAGCAAGAGGAAAGUCAGCAAGAAAAAGUAAAGUACAUCGAUCAAGUCAAAGCUUUGACGGAGGAGAACAAACUUGAGGAAACAGGUACUGCUGAAGUAGUGAAAGAUGAUCAAGAAAAUAAAGUAUCAGAUGCAUCAUCAAAAGACGAAGUAGAUCAACAACACGCCACGCAGAAAGAAGAAUAUGAAGAUAAGCUAGAAAAUUUGCCUUGUGUGACGCCUGAAGAAACCAAGGCAGAAACAUCAACUGAAAAUGCGAGAAGUAUUACUAGCAUGGAAGUGGAGGGAACUGCUCAGAAUCUUGAAGAAACCUCUGAAACAGAAAAGACAAAGGAUAUAGACAAUACAAAUGAUUCGGAGAAGGAGAUUCCUAGAGAAUUAGAAACGGCGUAUGUUGAUGAGGAGGUUGAGCAUUUUGUUGAAUCUUCAUCCAUAAAUCAAGACGAAAUUCCGCAGGAUGAAAGCAAGUACUUGGAUCAAGUCGAAGCUCCAACAGAGAACAUAGUUGAGGAAAUUUAUUCUACCGAAGAAGUUAAAGAAAAUGACGGCAGUAAAGUCGAAGUUACAGAGAAAAAGGUAGAGGUGGUGUCAAAGGAUGAAGAAGAUCAACAACAGGCCUCGCAAAAAGAUGAACCGAGAGAGAAGCUUGAAGAUUUGCUUCAUGUGACGCCUGAAGAAAGCGAUACGGAACCAUCAAACGGAAUUUCUAGAGAAAUCACCUGUGUAGAAGUGGAAGGAGCUGUUCAGAAUGUUGACGAAACCGCAGAAACAGAAAAUGAAGGAGCAAAGACAAAGAACGUGAAUGUUUCAGAAAAGGAGAUUUCUAAUGAAUUAGAAACAACAGAAGCAGGUGAGAGCUUUCCAUGCAAGAUAAAUGAGGAUGCUGAAAGUUCUUUUGAUGCGCCCUCAGUGAAGCAAGAAAAAAGUCAGCAGGAAGAAGUUAAGUACAUUGGUCAAGUCCAAGCUUCGAUCGAGGAUAAUAAACCUGAGGAAUCAUUUACCACGGAAGUAGUGAAAGUUGAUGAUGAAAAUAAAGUAUCGACUCUAGAAUCAAAAGCCGAAGAAGAUCAACAACAGGCCGCACAGCAAGACAAACCUGGAGAGAAGCUCAAAAGUUUGCUUCCUGUGACGCCUGAAGAAACGGAGACAGAAACAUCAACUGAAAAUGCUCAAAAUAUCACCUUCAUGGGAGUGGAGGGCAUUGCUCAGAACCUUGAAGAAACCUCAGAGAAAGAGAAGACCGAGCAUGUGGAUAGGACUAAUGAUUCAGAAAAGGAGAUUCCUCGAGACUUAGAAACGGCUGGAACAGGUGAGAGCAAUCCAUGCAAGACAAAUGAGGAUGUUGAAGGAUCUGUUGCUUUCUCAUCGGUAAAGCAAGAAGAUCAGCAGGGAGAAUGUAAGGAGCUAGAUCAAAUCGACACGUCAAAAGAGGAGAAUGAAAUUGAGGACGCAUUUUCUAAAGUAGUGAAAGAAGAUGAUGACAAUGAAGUUAAAGUAACACAACAAUCACCCCUGCAGAAAGAUGAACCGGAAGAAAAGCUUGAACAUUUGCUUCAAGUGACGCCUGAAGAAACCGGGCCAGAAACAUUGAGUGGAAAUGCUGCAGAUAUUACUUGUGUGGAACAGGACGGAACUAUUCAGGACGUUGAAGAAACUUCAAAAACUGAAAACAAGGAAGAAAACAUGAAGAAUACGGAUGAUACAAAUGCUUUAGAAAAUGAGGUGUUCGAGACUAUAAGUGUAGUUCAAAAAACCAGAGAGGAGUUAUCAACGGAAAUAGUUGAGGAAAGCUCAAAGGAAGUUGAAAAUAUUGAGCAGAUAAAACCUGAAAACUUAGAGGACAAUGCAAAGCCAAAUGAGGACUUGUGUACUACAAUAACCACAGAAGCUCCAGAAGAAGAAAGACGAGAGAAAGAGCCUGCCGUACAUGAUGGCUCUGACUCUGGAUCAGCUGGAAUUCUUGCAGACGAAACAAACGCGAAGGAAGCAAAACCAGAUGACAAGGAGGAGGUUAAAAGUUAUGGAAUUUCUCUUGAAGAGAAGGAUUUGAAAAACAAUCAAGUACAAUCUGAGUCUAUUGCUCCUGAAGAACUAACAAGCAUUGUCGGUUCGGCCACAACUGAAAUUGUGACGGAAGAAACAUGCUUGAAGGAAGCCAAACCAGAUGAUGAAGACCAAACCAGGAAUUCUGAUGUUGCUUUUGAAGAGAAAGGCGUGUCGAGCAGUGUAGAUGUUGGCUUAGAAUCUGACUUUGCCUCAACUGGUAUUUUGAGUGAAGAAGCAAGAUUGAAGGAAGCUGAACCAGAUGAUGAAGAGCAGGUCAAAAGUUAUGAUGUUGCUCUUGAAGAGAAGGGUCUAGCCAGCAAUGUGAUUGUUGAAGAAAUUGCGAGUGAAGAAAUCGCUGAAAUCGCAGAUGAGGAAACAUUGAAGGAAGGCAAAGCAGACGACAAAGAGUAUGUCCAAUGUUCUGAUUUCACUCCUGAAAAGGAAGGUCUUGUAAGUGACGCGGACAUUAAAGUACAAUCUGCUUCUGUCUCAACUGAAACUAAGAGUGAAGAAUCAUGUCCGAAGGAAGCCAAACGAGAUCACGAAGAGCAGCUCAGUGGCUUAAACAUUGUUUCUAAAGAGAAGAGUCCAAAAAGCAGUUUAGAUGCUACACUUGUAAGUGAAGAAUUGAAGGAAGUCAUAACGGAUGACAAGGAAGAGGUUAAAAGUCACGAAGAAACAAGCUCGGAGGAAGUUGCACCAGAAACAUGUGACAAGGAAGCCAAACAAGAUCUAGAUCUAGAAAAUAAUUGUGUCAUUUCUCCUGAAGAGAAGAGUUUGGCAAGCUGUGUAGACACUGAAAUUAUGAGUGAAGAAAUAGCUGAAAUUGUGAAUGAGCAAACAAGAUUGGAGGAAGGCAAAGCAGAUGACAAAGAGCAUGUCCAAAGUUCUGAUUUCGCUCUUGAAAAGGAAGGUCUCAUAAGUGAGGCGGAUGUUGAAGUACAAUCUGCUUCUGUCUCAACUGAUACUACCAGUGAAGAAACAGGUGUGAAGGAAGCCAAACGAGAUCAUGAAGCGCAGCUCAGUGGCCUUAACAUUGUUUUUGGAGAGAAGGGUCCGGAAUGCGGUUUAGAUACUAAACUUGUGAGUGAAGAAACGAGUUUGAAGGAAGUCAAAACGGAUGAUGAAGAGUGGGUCAAAGAUAGUGCUCCUGAACAUGAGAGUCCGGUAACCUAUGUUGAUACUAAGGUACAAUCUGACUCUAUCUCAGCUCGCUUAGAGAGCGAAGAAACAUGUUUGAAGGAAGAGGAACCAAAGAAUGAAGAGGUCAGGAGUUAUGAUAUUGCUCCUGAAGAAGAAAAUUCAGUAAGUGAAGAAACUGGCGUGAAGAAAGCUGACUCAGAUAACAAGGAGGACGUCAAAAAUUCCGAUAUUGCUUCCGAAGAAAAGGGUGUGGAGGGCAAUGUCGACAGUGAUGAACAACGAAAUGAAAAUGUAACGCCGGAAGAGAAUGAAGAGAACAAACAAACAACAAAAGAGGGGCUAUUGCAAGAGGAAAAUGACUCUAAAUUGGAGUCUUAUGCUGAGAAAGAAAUUGCGAAGGAAGAAGUUCAAGAGCAGAGGGAUGAGGAGCCGAGAAUGCCACCUGAGAUCACAAUCAAGGAUGGCAUUCCAACCGAGGUGCUUGAUACUACAAGUGUAGUUCAAGAAACCAGAGAGGAGGUAUCAAGGGAAAUAGUUGAUGAAUGCUCAAAGGAAGUUGAAAAGAUUGAAGUGGCGGAUGUGAUAGAGGAAACAAAACCUGAAAGCUUAGAGGACAGUGGAAUGCCAAAUGAGGACUUAUGUACUACAAUAAUCACAGAAGCUCCAGAGGAAGAAAAAAUUGUAAAAGGAGAAACACAAGAGAAAGAGCCUGCCGUACAUGAUGGCUCUGUCUCUAGAUCAGCUGGAAUUCUCGCCGAAGAAACAAACGUGACGGAAGCCAAAACAGAUUAUGAAGAGAAAAUCAAGAAUUCUGAUGCUGCCUCUGAAGAGAAGGGUGUGUUAAGAAGUAUAGAUGUUGGCUUAGAAUCUGACUCCGUCUCAACUGGUAUUUUGAGUGAAGAAGCUAGAUUGAAGGAAGCUGAACCGGAUGAUGAGGAGCAGGUGAAAAGUUGUCAUGUUGCUACUGAAGAGAAAGGUCGGGAAAGGAGUGUAGAUGUUGAGGUACAAUCUGAUUUUGCCUCGAGAGUUGAGACUGACGAAACAAGCUCAAAGGAAGCUGAACCAGAGAGUGUAGAAGUAGUCAAACGUUAUGAUAUUGCUCCUGAAGAGAAGGGUCUAGCCAGCAAUGUGCUUAUUGAAGAACAAUCUGAUCCCGUCUCAACUGAAAUUGCGAGUGCAGAAGGCAAAGCAGACAACAAAGAACACGUCCAAAGUUCCGAUUUUGCUCUUGAGAAGAAAGGUCUCGUAAGUGAUGCGGACAUUGAAGUACAAUCUGCUUCUGUCUCAACUGAAACUGCCAGUGAAGAAUCACGUGUGAAAGCACAGCUCAGUGGCUUAAACAUUGUUUGGGGAGAGAAGAACCUGGAAAUCAGUUCAGAUACUAAAACUGAAAGUGAAGAAACAAGUUUGAAGGAAGCUGAAUCAGAUAACAAAGAGGAGGUCAAAAUUUCUGAUAUUGCUCCUCAAGAGAAAGGCGUGGCAAGCUAUGUCGUCGGUGAUUUACAACAAAGUGAAAACGAGAAGUCAGAAGAGAAUGAAGUGGACAAGGUCCCGGAAGGAACAGGUGAAAGUGAAGAAAAAAUAGAGCAAGAAAUAAAAGGUGAAACUCGUAUUGCGGGAACUGAAAAUAAAGAACAGGCCACCAAGGCAGAGACAUCUUUGGAGGACUCAUUAGAAGCCAAUCUUCAAGAUUCUUCUACAGUAUCAUCUGUAAAACAUGAGCCCGUGAUUACUGAAGCAAGUGAGAGAUCAGAUGAGAGUAUAACUACCGAUAAAACCAAAUGUGAAAAUGAAAAUCUUCCUACAACUGAACCAACAAAGGGAGAGCUAUUACAAGAGGAAGAUGUCUCUAAAUCGGAGUCUUCUACUGAGAAGGAAAUUGCGAAUGAAGAAAUCGAAGGGGAGAGGGAUGAGGAGUUGAGUUUGCCACCUGAGAUCACCACCAAGGAUGUCAUUACAACCGAGAUGAAAAAGGUACAUGAUGGUGUUGAAAACGCUGUGGAAAAUGAAAGCAAUAAAGAACAGGUCACAGACAGAGUGAUCAACUUGAAUGAAUCUCAUCCGGUAUCCAUUGUUGAUGAAAGAGUUUAUGAGGAUAAAGUUUCUGGCGAAAUAGUCACUGAAGUUGUUAGUAAGAAUUUCUCACAGGCUAAAGAAACCUCUACCGAGGAAAAUGAAGAAUCUGCCCCAACAGCACCGGAAGAAGAAAAAAUAUAUGACGAAGGAAGCAUAAAGCCUGUGGAUGUCAGUAUUGCUAACAAUGAAACUACAACCGUCAGGGAGGAAACAUCAGUGACAAACUCGGGGGAAGCUCAAUCGGUUGAGACCGAUUCGGAAGAGAGAAAUCCAGUCUUACAAGAAUCUGAGUAUGAUAAACUACCAGCUCAAAAAGUUGAAAGCGUUAAAAAACUUGAAGAAAGAUCCUUUGACUUGGAUCAAGCUGAUAAAAAAGAAACAGAGAAGGAAACUACAGUAGAGGAAAGCUUAAAUGAAGUUGAAGAGACCAAACUAGCUUCUCAAACUGAAGACGUCGAUGCAACCGGGCCAAUCCGAGCUAUGGAGAAACUGGAAACGGAUGAAGUUAAAGAAGAAAACAAGGAAACAUCUGAAUGUCGAGGUGUCAAGGCAGUGAACGAACAUGAAAUCACAAGCGAACACGCUUCUGAUGAUGGAAUAUCAAAGGAGAAAGAGCAUGAAACAGAAACCAUAGUCGAGGAGAAAGAAGAAAUCGUUAAAGAAGUUGAGAGUCAAGAUAAGGAGAAAAUAGAAGCCUCUUCUGCUACACAUUUGGAGAGCCCAGAAUCUCAUGAGGCGGCGGAGGAAAGGCUGGGAAAAGAGGGAGCUGAAGAAGAUAUCAAAACAGCUCCUGAAACGGUGUUGGAAUCUCGUUAUGAAAGCAUUGAAGCAGUGAGCAAAGAUGAAGUCAUUGCUGACCGGGAUCUCAAAGUUGGAGUUUCAAUAGAGCAAGUUCAAGAGCUCGAAACUACCGAAGUAGUCAAGAAGACACAAGAAUAUUUGGUCUCAGACAAGGUAGAAGAGACAGAAUUGAAGGAAGAAACUGAAGAAGAAAUCACAGAAGCUCCUAUUACAGUGUCUCGCUCCGAUGAAACUCGAGCAGAAACCAAAGAUGCUUCUGAAACAGUGUCUGAAUUCGAUUCUCGGAGCGUUGGACUCGUUACAGAAGACAAAAAGAUCUCCAGUGAGACAUUCCUUGGAACCGCAUCGGAAGUUCAACUUCUAGACCAAUCUUACGUGCUGCUUUCUGAGGAACAAGAGGAUGAAAUCACAACCGCAGCCAAAGAGAGAGAGGAAAAAACAACAGAAGAGACGAGCUCAGAAAAGGAAGUGCUGGGUGCAGAUAAAAUUAGAGACAUCACAGAAGCUUCUGAAACAGUGUCUAAAGAAAAUUGUCCAGGCAAUGAAGUUGUUGACAAAGAUUCAUGGGGUGUAAAACCAGUUGAAGAGGUAUACUUGGAUAAGGAAGAUUCUGGUGGUGCUGUACGGGAAGUUUUAAAUGAAGUGUCAAAGGAAGAAUGCGGGACUUUCGGUGAAGUCUCGAAAAUAGAGCCCCAAGAAAGUGAAGGAGACACAAGAGUUGCUGAUUCUCCAUCAGAUUAUGAUAAAGACUUGGAAGCAAGAGGAGCAGUUACGGAAGCCUCCAAUCUCAACGUUGAGAAACGCGAAAUAGCUUCCGACUUUGUUUCUGAGAAAGUUGAGUCUCCUGAAGGACUAACCAGCAUUGAAGAGGUUGAAAUCAUUGAGAAUCAUCUCAAGGUAGCAACAACCGAUUUGAGGACCGAAGAGCCUCAGUGUGAGACGACAAUAGAAAAGACCACAGAGAAAGAAAUCUCAGACAAAGAGGAACUAAGUACAGAGAUUUCACGAGAAAAAGAUGGCCUUGACGUUAAAGAAGUCCAUGAAAUCAUUCAAGAAAUCAAGCAGCCGGAGGAAAGCUCCCAUGCAACAUGCAAAGAGCUAACUCCAACGGAAGCACAAGACAAAGACGGCUUGGAAACAAGAAUUACCACCAACGACAAUGAUUCUCCCCCAAAGCUUACAAGCCCAGUUGAAGAAACUUCACAAAGAGCAGAACACAAAGACACACAACCCGGAAAUGACACGUCGGUGAACAGAGAAAUCUUUGUUACAGAAAUCAAAAAAGAGGAAGGCCAAGGAGAGAAUGUAAUGGGUGGAGGCAAAACUGAGACAAAACCAGCAGUUGUUUCACUAUCUGAUAUCAUGCAGAGCUUGAAAGAAGAGACUGUCGAACACGCCGGUGAAGAGAGAGAAGAGCCGACAAAGAAUGGCAGAGAAGCAGAGAAGACGAAAACCGAUGAAGAGGAGGAGGAAGAAGAAGAGGAUGAGCAUGAGCAUGAACAUGAAGAGGCAGAUCACCCAGAUGCACCAAUCCUUGUGCAAACCUCCAAAGACAUUGACACCAAAGUUGGACGCAAGAAAUCUCAUGGCUUAUUCUCAGGUGUUGGGUCAAAGGUCAAGCAUUCCAUUUCCAAGGUCAAGAAAGUCAUUAUUGGCAAGUCUUCACAUUCCAAGACACUACCCAGUGGUUAGAAAAACACCAUCUUUGGUGAUUUACAAUUUUUUUUCUUUUUUUUUUUCAGUUUGAUGUUUGUAGAGUUUUUUUAAAGUUAUUAUUAUUUUUUAAGCGUGUGGUGUGUGGUUUUACCGGUCGUGGGUUGAACUAAAGAUUUGAGACUUCUUAUUUGUACAAAAGAACAA